CUGUCACCGCAGUUCACCCUACCUUAUCCCCUCUCUCAGUGGGCUGCGUGGCCUGUCCUCGGAGCUCCUCCCCAAUCCUGGCAUUUCUAUGUACUGCGCUCCCUGCUCUGCAGUCCGGUCUGGUCUGCAGUCCGGUCCUAUCUGCUGUAUGUCCGCAGUCUCUGGUCAUCUCCUGUACUGUGUCCGCAGUCUCUGGUCAUCUCCUGUACUGUGUCCGCAGUCUCUAGUCAUCUCCUGUACUAUGUCCGCAGUCUCUGGUCAUCUCCUGUACUGUGUCCACAGUCUCUAGUCAUCUCCUAUACUAUGUCCUCAGUCUCUGGUCAUCCCAUGUACUGUGUCCGCAGUCUCUGGUCAUCCCCUGUACUGUGUCCGCAGUCUCUGGUCAUCUCCUGUACGGUGUCCACAGUCUCUGGUCAUCUCCUGUACUGUGUCCGCAGUCUCUGGUCAUCUCCUGUACUGUGUCCGCAGUCUCUGGUCAUCUCCUGUACUAUGUCCUCAGUCUCUGGUCAUCCCCUGUACUGUGUCCACAGUCUCUGGUCAUCUCCUGUACCGUGUCCGCAGUCUCUCGUCAUCUCAUGUAGUAUGUCUGUAGUCUCUGGUCAUCUCCUGUACUGUCUGCAGUCUCUGGUCAUCUCCUGUAGUAUGUCUGCAGUCUCUGGUCAUCUCCUGUACUGUCCGCAGUCUCUGGUCAUCUCCUGUACUGUGUCCGCAGUCUCUGGUCAUCUCCUG
Staurois parvus is the source of this 729-nucleotide messenger RNA. NCBI's taxonomy places the organism in Eukaryota, Metazoa, Chordata, Amphibia, Anura, Ranidae. The record is from the annotation of a GenBank genome assembly.